CCCCCUCUCCUGCCGCGAGUGGUCCUCAGUGUCUGAGCCCAGCUACCAGCUCUCUUCUGGAUCGUGGCCCAGUGCAGAAGCACAGCCUCCGUCCCAGGAACGAAGGCCCUACUGGAGUGGCUCAGGACUUUCCACAAAGACCCGGGGCUCGUGUGCUUGUCAGGAACGUACCGCUGCCCCUCACGGGCCAGCGUCCCAGCAGCAGAUGGGGCUGGCCGGGCGGCCUGGAGAGCGAGUCUCCGGCCUCAGAGAGGCGCAGGGCCGCGGUGGGGCUCUUAAAAAGGGCCCCCAGCUAGCUGGUGUCGGCGCUCACAGCCCACUCUGACUGCGCCUCUGCCCCUCCCGCUCCUGCGAGCCCCGUGGCGCCGGCGAACAGGCGGACACGCGGAUCCGCCUGACCGGGACGGGGUUCCGGGUCGCACUGCGCAUGCCCUGGAGUCAUGGCCGGCGGAGGCGGUGGUUCGCGGCGGCGCGCUGCGCGCGGCGGUAAUUAGUAAUUGUCCUCCUGCUCCCGGGAGGCGAGGCGCGUGGGGCGCGGCUUCCCGGUGGCUGCGCGGCGGUACCCCGGCCCGAGGGGCAGCCGGGCAGAUGAGACCGCCGCUUCUCCGUGCCCUGUAGAGGUUUCUCAGAGAGAAGCCGGGACCGGUUCCGAACCCUCCGGACCGCCCGCGGGGAGCUGAGCCGGCGCGCGGGGACAGCGAGGCCGCGGAGAGGAGUCUAGCCGUACGGUAGUUACAUACUUCCAUUUUCCACUGCUUCCAGUAUGAUAAGCAGCAGUGUGCAACAAAUGACAGUUAUGGAGCACCUGCACAGACAUUCGUUCAUAUGGUUUCUUCAGUCAUCCGUCAAGCAUUCAAGAGAAUGAGAUCAAUCUAUAUGUACCAACACAGAAAGGUGUCAUUUGUUGAGUAAAAAAGGAUCCCGUUUGUGUAAAGGAAAAAGGACACAUCUAUUUGAGUAUGCAUAGAAACUAUCCUAAGGGAUAAUACAAGAAACUGGCAAAACUAGGAAGGUGCAAUGGCGAGGAAUUUAUCUGUAAUCUUGAUUCUGACCUUCACACUGUCAGUCACAAAUCCCCUUCAUGAACUAGAACCGGCAACUGCUUUCGCUCAGACCACUGAGAAAAUUAUUACGAAUUGGGAAUCUGGCAUUAAUGUUGACUUGGCAGUUGCCACACAGCGACAUCAUCUACAGCAGCUUUUCCAUCGCUAUGGAGAAAAUAAUUCCUUGUCAGUUGAAGGGUUCAGAAAAUUGCUUCAGAAUAUAGGCAUAGAUAAGGUUAAAAAAAUCCAUAUACACCAUGACCACGACCAUCACUCUGACCAUGAUCACCACUCUCACCGUAAUCAUGCUGCUUCCAGUAAAAAUAAUCGGAAAGGUCUUUGCCCAGACCAUGAGUCUGAUAGUUCGGGUAAAGAUCCCAGAAACAGCCAGGGGAAAGGAUCUCACCGAUCAGAACGUGCCAAUGGUAGAAGGAAUGUUUUAAUCAAGGAUGAUGUUACUGCUAGUGAAGUGACCUCAACUGUGUAUAAUGCUGUCUCUGAAGGAACUCACUUUCUAGAGACAAUAGACACUCCAAAACCUGGAAAAUUUUUCCCCAAAGACGUGAGCAGUUCCACUCCACCAAGUAUCACAGAAAAAAGCCGGGUGAGCCGGCUGGCCAGUAGGAAAACAAAUGAAUCUGUGAGUGAGCCCAGAAAAGGCUUUAUGUAUUCCAGAAACGCAAAUGAAAAUACUCAGGAGUGUUUCAAUGCGUCAAAGUUGCUUACAUCUCAUGGCAUGGGCAUCCAGGUUCUGCUGAAUGCAACGGAGUUCAACUAUCUCUGCCCAGCCAUCAUCAAUCAAAUUGACGCUAGAUCAUGUCUGAUUCAUACAACGAGUGAAAAGAAAGCUGAAAUCCCUCCAAAGACCUAUUCUUUACAAAUAGCCUGGGUUGGUGGCUUUAUAGCCAUUUCCAUCAUCAGUUUUCUGUCUUUGCUCGGCGUUAUCUUAGUGCCUCUCAUGAAUCGGGUGUUUUUCAAAUUUCUCCUAAGUUUCCUUGUGGCACUGGCUGUUGGGACACUAAGUGGCGAUGCUUUUUUACACCUCCUUCCACAUUCUCAUGCAAGUCACCACCAUAGUCACAGCCAUGAAGAAUCUGCAAUGGAAAUGAAGAGAGGGCCACUUUUCAGUCAUCUGUCUUCUCAAAACAUAGAAGAAAGUACCUAUUUUGAUUCCACAUGGAAGGGUCUGACGGCUCUGGGUGGCUUGUAUUUCAUGUUUCUUGUUGAACAUGUACUCACAUUGAUCAAGCAAUUUAAAGAUAAGAAGAAAAAGAACCAGAAAAAACCUGAAACUGAUGAUGAUGUGGAGAUUAAGAAGCAGCUGUCCAAGUAUGAAUCUCAACUUUCAACAAAUGAGGAGAAAGCAGACGCAGAUGAUCGACCUGAAGGCUAUUUACGAACAGACUCCCAGGAGCCCUCCCACUUUGAUUCUCAACAGCCAGCAAUCUUGGAAGAAGAAGAGGUCAUGAUAGCUCAUGCUCAUCCACAAGAAGUCUAUAAUGAAUAUGUCCCCCGAGGGUGCAAGAAUAAAUGCCAUUCGCAUUUUCAUGAUACGCUUGGCCAGUCAGACGAUCUCAUUCACCACCAUCAUGACUACCAUCAUAUUCUGCAUCACCACCACCACCAAAACCACCACCCCCACAGUCACAGUCAGCGCUACUCUCGGGAGGAGCUGAAGGACGCGGGCAUCGCCACACUGGCCUGGAUGGUGAUCAUGGGCGACGGCCUGCACAAUUUCAGUGAUGGCCUUGCAAUUGGCGCUGCUUUUACUGAAGGUUUGUCGAGUGGUUUAAGUACUUCUGUUGCUGUGUUUUGUCACGAGUUGCCUCAUGAAUUAGGUGACUUUGCUGUUUUACUAAAGGCUGGCAUGACUGUUAAGCAGGCUGUUCUUUAUAACGCUUUGUCAGCCAUGCUGGCUUAUCUUGGAAUGGCAACGGGAAUCUUCAUUGGUCAUUAUGCUGAAAAUGUUUCUAUGUGGAUAUUUGCUCUUACUGCUGGCUUAUUCAUGUAUGUUGCUCUGGUUGAUAUGGUACCUGAGAUGCUGCACAAUGAUGCUAGUGACCAUGGAUGUAGCCGCUGGGGAUAUUUCUUUUUACAGAAUGCUGGGAUACUUUUGGGUUUUGGAAUUAUGUUGCUUAUUUCCAUAUUUGAACAUAAAAUUGUGUUUCGUAUAAAUUUCUAAUUAGGGCAUAAAUGCUAGAAUAGCUUAAAAAAGUAUUGCUGUCUGUAGUUAUGAAUAGGUCAUAGGAAGAUGAGAGUUCAUAUGCUGUGAUAUGCAGCCUUUACGGUUAGUGGAUUUUGUGAUUUUUUUUUUAUUGAAUAGUUCCAUUUGUUAUGCUCAUAAGGUCAGUUAUGGUGGUAACACAAAGGUACAUUUUAAUAUUUAAGUUAUUCUAUUUUGGAAUAUGAGCUAUAUGUGCAGUUUACCAAUUUUACCAGUUUAUUGUAUAAACAAGAGAUUUGGCAUGACAUAUUCUGUAUAUUUCAGGAAAAAUGUCUUUAAUGCUUUUUCUAGAACUAAUUUAACACAGCAAGCCCCCCAUGCUGGAUUCCAGGCCUCUGAAGAACGGUUAGCAUUUAGGAGUAGGGAUACACACAAAGCCUGAGAUACCAAUAAAGCUCAUACUGAAGUUUAGCUAAGAAAUAAAGAGAAAAAAAGAAGGAUCUGUAAUAAUUAAGAAGGCACAGAUUUCUUACCAAAAAAAAAAGUCACAAAACUGGUUACAAAACAGAAGAAAAAAUUUAAAUUAAAAAGGCAAUUUUAGUAUAGAGUACCUUCACAAAACAUUUUUGUCAGAGUAGAAUAAACCACAGUGAGCACUUUUUACUAAUUUAGUUGUACAUUUAACUUUGUAUAAUAGAGAAGUCUAAGUAUAUUUAAUGAAUUCAAGCAAUAUAUAGCUUAACCAAGAAAUUGGAAUGUUAAAAUAUUUGUGUGGAGUUUUACCAGAUGAGUAUGAGUAAGUCUAUGUAUGGCCAGAAAACUUGGGUGUUGAAUGUUCUGGUUAUCUGGUUUACCAAAUGUCAACAUAUUAGAGCUUUGAGAUAGGCAAGGACAUGAAAACCAUACUGAGUAAAAUUUGGCUCCUUGGAUUCAGAAAAUACUUUGGUAUCUUUCAGUGCUUCAGUGUUGUCGUUAUGAGCAAUUAUCAUUUAUAUGUAGUACUUUAGACAUACUAGGGCUGUCUGUGGCAUUCUCUAGAUGUUGCUUUUCUACAAAAUAAAUUUCCCAUGUCAGCUUGAUAUCA
Callorhinus ursinus (northern fur seal) is the source of this 4291-nucleotide messenger RNA. RefSeq names its product solute carrier family 39 member 6 (gene SLC39A6). Gene Ontology annotation, biological process: zinc ion import across plasma membrane; intracellular monoatomic cation homeostasis. Gene Ontology annotation, cellular component: plasma membrane. The record is from RefSeq and is a predicted model, not a curated record. NCBI's taxonomy places the organism in Eukaryota, Metazoa, Chordata, Mammalia, Carnivora, Otariidae. Gene Ontology annotation, molecular function: zinc ion transmembrane transporter activity; monoatomic cation:bicarbonate symporter activity.